AUGGAGUCUGCCAUAUUGGCCGUAGAGUCUCGGAAGUAUCCGUCUACCAUCUAUCUCGAAUCCAGUUGUAAUUGAGGACAUCAGCGACAAAUAAGAUGGGCAAUCAAUGCCUAAGCCUUUUAAUAAUAACAUGCAUCAUAAUUUGUGUCUUUAACUCGGCACUUGGAGAUGAACACAACCAUCAGUAUGAAGAUGGAGAAGAAAUUGUGUUGUGGAUGAACACUGUUGGCCCAUACCACAACAGACAGGAGACUUAUUCCUUCUUUUCCUUGCCAUUCUGUCCUGGGCCAAAAGAAAGCAUUGGUCAUUACCAUGAAACACUUGGCGAGGCAUUACAGGGCACAGAAUUGGAGUUCAGUGGUCUGGAUAUUGAUUUCAAAGGUGAUAUGAAGAAGACGGAGUACUGCACUGUCACUUUGACUGAGGAGAAAUACCAGGCAUUUGUCUAUGCCGUCAAAAACCACUAUUGGUAUCAGAUGUACAUCGAUGAUUUGCCAAUAUGGGGCAUCGUAGGAGAAAUAGACGAAGGAGGUGACGGCUUUUAUAUUUGGACACACAAAAAGUUUGACUUAGGUCAAAACAACCAUCAGAUUGUUGAUGUGAAUCUAACAAGUGAAUCGAAGAAAAAACUUGUGCUGAACGAGAAAAUAUCAUUUAGCUAUGAGGUAAAAUGGCAUGAUUCCAGUGUUAAAUUUGUCGACAGAUUCGACAAAUAUUUGGAUCCAAACUUCUUCCAACACAGAAUCCACUGGUUCAGUAUCUUCAAUUCCUUCAUGAUGGUCAUCUUUUUGGUGGGCUUAGUUAGUAUGAUCCUGAUGAGAACACUGAGAAAGGAUUAUGCUCGUUACAGCAAGGAAGAAGACUUGGAUGACAUGGAGAAGGAUUUAGGAGAUGAGUAUGGAUGGAAACAAGUCCAUGGAGAUGUGUUUAGGCCAGCCUCUCACUCCAUGUUGUUCUCAGCUCUCAUUGGAUCUGGCUAUCACAUCUCCUGUGUGGCCCUUUGUGUCAUUAUCUUUGCCAUCCUGGGUGACCUAUAUACAGAACGAGGUUCUUUGUUAAGUACUGCCAUAUUUGUGUAUGCUGCAACAUCACCAGUCAAUGGAUACUUUGGAGGGAGUCUGUAUGCCAGAAUGGGAGGUAAAAUAUGGAUCAAGCAGAUGUUGGCAAGUGCUUUCAUGAUGCCAACCCUUGUCUGUGGAACAGCUUUCUUUAUCAACUUUAUCGCAAUAUACUACCAUGCAUCCAGAGCUAUUCCAUUUGGUACCAUGGUGGCUGUGACCUGCAUUUGCAUCUUUGUGAUACUACCAUUGACCUUGGUGGGAACAGUGUUGGGGAGGAAUCUGGCAGGCCAGCCCAACUACCCCUGUCGUAUCAACGCUGUCCCACGGCCAAUACCAGAGAAGAAGUGGUUUAUGGAACCUGCUGUGAUAACCGUGCUUGGGGGAAUUCUGCCAUUUGGCUCUAUAUUCAUCGAGAUGUACUUCAUCUUCACAUCUUUCUGGGCAUACAAAAUAUACUACGUCUAUGGUUUCAUGUUGUUGGUGUUUCUUAUUCUGACUGUUGUAACAGUCUGUGUUACAAUUGUUUGUACUUACUUUUUACUGAAUGCAGAGGACUAUCGCUGGCAAUGGACAAGCUUCCUUGCUGCAGCAUCAACAUCAGGAUAUGUUUAUCUGUACUCGUUUUAUUACUUUUUCUUCAAAACUAAAAUGUAUGGCUUGUUUCAAACAACAUUUUACUUUGGAUACAUGGCCCUAUUUAGUUUAGCUCUUGGAGUUAUGUGUGGUACUUUUGGGUAUAUUGGAACUAGCUUCUUUGUGAGGAAAAUCUACUCAACUGUGAAAAUAGACUAAUGUCACUUUCUUGUUAGAAGGUAUCUGGCUUAAUAUACGAUGUGGGUCAUUUGACCUUGUCAACAGCUGAUGUGAUACGGUGUGUGACCGACAAGAAUGCAUGAUGUAGGUGGCUGUGAAUAAUGAGGAUCUGACCAACUGUUAUGUAUUAUUGUGUUAAAGAGUGGAUGAGUGGAGAACAUGACUAUUUCACAGUUUUUACAUUGAAAAGUGAUAUGUAAUGAUGCAAGUAAUUUCAUUUGGUAAAUCCAACCGUGUUCUGUAAUGGUAAAUCGACAGGUGGUAAUUUUUACAUGUGCUGUUGGUUAUCUGGUAUGUGAUUGCCAGAACAUGGAUUUGAUGACUGUCAAUUUUUUAGAAGACAGAAUGAACGGAUGUCUGGGGAAAUAGGAUUUUUUUAGAUUUAAAAAACAAAAGAAAGGAAAUACAGAACCAAGCUAGGAAAAAAUUAGAUCUGACUUCCUUCAAAAUUCUAUAAUUACCAUGAAAUUACAUCAGUUGUACAUGCAGGUGCGACAAUAAAAAUGCUUUAUAUUUUACAAAGAUUGUGUUUGGAAGUUGAUGUAUUGAGAAUGCUGUGUUGUUAUUUUGAACUUUAUGGAAGACUGCUUUUUAAGUGUUUUACUAUGACAAUAUCAUCACAGAAAAAUUGGUAUUGAACUCGUUACCAAAAUGAUUAGAGACCAUGAGCGAUAGACAUAUUUAACAUAUUAAUUUAUACCUGUAAGAUUUUAGCUGUAUGUUGGUUUUAAUUGUAACCAGCCUUAUGUAGUUACUAACAUUCAAGAAUACCUUGUGAUGAUGGAAGUGUAAGACAUAUGUACAUUCAUUAUUGGAGUGCUUGUUACACGAUACUGUUGUUGUGAAAUGUUAAAUUAUUUCUUCAAAGUUUAUGUCAGGAGUAUGAAGUUUCUGUAUUUGCUUGGUGAGAGAAUGUAGAUAUAUUCCAGAAUUAUGAAUGAUAAUUGAAUAUGUACCAGUGACUAUAACAUUUCCAGUGUGUUCUGUAUUGUUUUUGGGGAAUACUUACAUUAAAGUAUGGGAGACAUAACUUUAAAAGUUAUUAUAGUACGCUGUACAUAUUGCGAGUUAGCAGUCACAGAAGAUGCCAUUUUAUUGCAUUUUAUUAAUUUGUCAUAGGAGCCGGGUAGCCUAUAUGUUGACCCUAUAUCUACUGAUAGUGAUACACCGGCUACGUUAGAGGUAUCAUCGUCACAACUUCAGUCAAGAUGGCAAUACUUAUAACUGUAAAGUACAUGGCUCUGAGGAUUCUUAAAUAGUUUGUAUUUCAUGUGGGGGUCAUUUCUUCUCAUUGGUUCAUGAUUUCAUUGAUGUCAUUGAUUUCCAGUUUCCUAUCUAUAUAGUGGUAGAAUUAAUUUGUACAUAUGUAAGAUAAAAACCAAGAAUGUGGAAUAAAACACCACGAAAACAAGACAAUCUUAUUUUGUUUGUGUGCUUGACGUGUAGCCUUGUUGUCAGGUAUGAAGUACCAUUUGCUACAGAUGAUAUAGGAAUUACAUCAUCGGCAAAUAGAUAUUGAUCUUGGUAAUUUUUACACACCGAAAAUGUUGUAAAUUGAUUCUUCGAAAUGACAUUGUAUUUAAAUGCAAGCAUCAGAAAAAUAUAAGAAAUUGGGAGUAUUCUGUUUAUCAAUAAAGAAUUAAAACACCUGCA
Messenger RNA from Ylistrum balloti, 3527 nucleotides. RefSeq names its product transmembrane 9 superfamily member 3-like. The coding region runs from base 96 to 1853 and encodes 585 amino acids. Gene Ontology annotation, biological process: protein localization to membrane. The transcript has 15 exons. The record is from RefSeq and is a predicted model, not a curated record. NCBI's taxonomy places the organism in Eukaryota, Metazoa, Mollusca, Bivalvia, Pectinida, Pectinidae. Gene Ontology annotation, cellular component: membrane.